UCAACCAUAACUCCUAUUUGCCAGACUCUAACCUUAACCCAAACCUUAAACCGAGUCUUUUUCACACCAGCAUGUAUUGAUGUAAUUUAUAGCAGCUUGUUUUUUGUGCCAAAAUGGAAAUCGACUCCCCACAGCGACAAUGUCAACAGAUUUGUGUCUCCACAAUAUGUGCACUACAACACACGCAGACAGCAGCAUUUAAAGACACAUUUGUCUGUAUGAAAUGAUAAAAUUAGUUGCAGCUUAGGGACUUACAUACAAAUGCAGCUGUGAAUGGCAUAAACAGCCUUCAGGUGGAAUAACAUAGAGGUUCAACUAUGAAUGGUACAGCAAAGCGUAGGACUGUAGCUGCACAGUAUAUCCAAAAUCUGUGGUCUCCUGGAGUUAACCCAGCCACUAGGCUAAGUUUUAAAACACUAUUUUUGUACUGAAGCAAUAUAUUCCCAGACCAGGUUUAGAUACCCCUUCAUCUACUGGAUGUGGAUGGAAGAAACAGGAGCAAAGCAAUCUCAGAAAACCACUGAUCUGUUACAGAAUGUGUUGUCUACCACCUAACUAUACUGUAGUAAAGUACCAACCCUAAACAACCAAGCAAAAGAAACUAUGUCUCUAGAUCAAAAACGGACACAUCCUAUGACACCAAGCAGUAGGCUCCUGAUUCUCAGAAGUCUAAUGAUCUAAAAUGUAAUGUAUUGCAAGAAAAGUUGUCUUGAUUUGAUCUGGACCAAAGGCAAUGAAACAUUAAAUGAGCACUUUUUAAAAUUAGACACUUGUACUUGAACAUCACUCUGACAAUGAAAUUAUUAUGUGAAGCAAAAGUUAAAGAACAUUUGAAAGAAUAAUGAAAACUUUCUUUGUCCUCUAUGAUUAUAUGGCUAGAUUAUGCAAGUUUCUCAGACAUAGCAUCCAUUGAAAUGCAAAUCAAUAUUUUGACUAAGGCAGAGCAGAACAUUGCCUGCAGAACUAAACCCCAAGUUUGAAUUUUCAUAGCAAAAAAGUUAAUUUGGUAUUCAAAACAUAGCAUUAGCAACGUGCUUCAGUAAAGCCAGAGGAGUAAUAGCGAUUCCUGAGUUGCAUGUACAGCCCAGUGAGAAGACACGCUCCUUUAAACACACUAUUUUAAAUAUUUAUCAAGCUCAAUAACAUUUAACAUUAUUUUUAAGCUUGUGCAAAUUUCGAUUAUACUCUCUGAACAGUUUAUGGAAAAUGGAUACAAUUUUGGAUUCUUAGUGACAAUAAAAAUGUACACACAUUUCCAGUUGAGACCAGAACCCUUUAAUGAGAAGAGUUUCAACUCAGUACUGCGCAUCAUAUAGAGUAUAUUCAGAUGAAUCAAAUAGAAAUUCCUGAGCUGGUAAAUAAUACCAGAAUUUCAGAAAAAUCCAGAAAAAUGCCCCCAUUUUAGUGUUAAAGCCAAAUGUCUUUAGCAUUAUUUGGUCUAAAUGGGAAAGACAGAUGAUUAGAAAUAUUUGGAAGAAAAAAAAAUCAAGAUAGUCUGCAGUCAGUACUUUGCAUUGGCCUUACUUGUGAACAUGUGAAUGCUCUCAAUUACAAACAGCACACCUGCACAUGCCCUUCUGUGUAUUUUCAUAACAGCACAUGAUGCGCUGUGAUUGGGUGCUUGCUGCUCCUUCAUGUCUACAAAAGACACUUGACAAGGUGAGGAAACUCCACUAAAGGGAACCUUGACAUCAGCUCAAUAUGGAGAAAACUGCUCUCAGAUUUCUUAUUCUCACAGUUCUCUUCCAGGUGGCCCUCUGUGCUUUCAUUGGGCUCAAUGUUUAUGUCGACCAAAAAAGGACUUGGUCAGAGGCUAGACAACACUGCAGAGAGCAUUACACUGACCUGGCUUCAUUCAACACCCAGGAGGAAGUCACAGCACUUCUUGCACUAGCAGAAAAAGGGGUAGUAGAUCAAGAUGAAGAUGAAGACAAUGAUGAAGAUGAAGACAGCGAUGAAGACAAUGACGAAGACAAAGGCAAAGAAAAGGACAAUGACAAAGCACAGCAGGAGGAUAAGGGGCUGUUUGAUACGUGGGUCGGUCUCUACAAGAAUACUGAUGACACUUGGAAGUGGUCAGGAGGGAAAAAUGUAUCGCUCUACUACUGGCCAAAAUUGCCACACAAAAAAAAAACAUGUUUGGCAAUAAACGCUACACACUUGAAGGCAAAGAAAUGUGAGACAACCAAAUUCCCCUUCUGGUGCUUUCAGAGCCACCUUGUUUUGGUGAAAGAAAACAAGACCUGGGAGGAGGCGAUGGAGCACUGUCACCACCUGGACAAAGAACUGCUAAGCCUGCCCUCUGAAACUGCUCUGGUUCAAGCCCUGCAGACUAGCAGGAUAGCGCAGACAGACCGUGUGUGGAUCGGCCUGCGCUACCUGGCUCACACUUGGCUGUGGAUGGACGGCUCCACUGUGGAGGACAUGGCCUGGAGCCAAGGGGCAACACCACAGUGCCCCGCCUGGAGUCACCACUGUGGGGCACUCUCACCCGGGGCAGGACAGUUGGACAGCUGGGACUGUGCAGACAAGUUUAACUUUCUCUGCUAUUCAAAUGUAAAUUUCCUGUAAAAUACUGUGCAAUGAGGGGUGACUUCUAUUUGCCACAAAGUGAUGGUGUCGUUUGCUAAGUUAUAUACUGUGUGUAUGUUUAUAUGUAGCACCACAUAUGGAAUAGUAUGAUGUGGUAUAAAAUCCACAUCUGUGCUGCAUUAUUUAUCCAUGUCUUUACAAUCACAUAAAGUACUGAAACUAGUGCGAAGGGAUUUUAAUAGAAGUGUUACCCAUAUCACAGAUGAAUUAAAUAAUAGAAAUAAUCA
Molecule: messenger RNA, 2819 nt
Organism: Stegastes partitus (bicolor damselfish)
Lineage: Eukaryota; Metazoa; Chordata; Actinopteri; Pomacentridae
Exons: 1
Coding region: 1702-2571 (289 amino acids)
Source: RefSeq, a predicted model, not a curated record